AUGCAGCUGAUGAAUGAACGUUGUACUAUGGUCAUCAAUUGGGACUUCAUUGUUCCACCAACUUGUGUCAUAGUACGUAAAGUUAGAAGUCGCUGCAACAAACAGCAAAAUCUCAUGAUAUUUGGGACUAUACAAAAGUAG
Messenger RNA from Brugia malayi, 141 nucleotides. RefSeq lists its product as uncharacterized. The transcript is spliced from 2 exons. The record is from RefSeq and is a predicted model, not a curated record. NCBI's taxonomy places the organism in Eukaryota, Metazoa, Nematoda, Chromadorea, Rhabditida, Onchocercidae. The coding region runs from base 1 to 141 and encodes 46 amino acids.